Molecule: messenger RNA, 1550 nt
Organism: Megalops cyprinoides (Indo-Pacific tarpon)
Lineage: Eukaryota; Metazoa; Chordata; Actinopteri; Elopiformes; Megalopidae
Product: E3 ubiquitin-protein ligase NEURL3-like
Exons: 6
Coding region: 230-1069 (279 amino acids)
Molecular function (GO): ubiquitin protein ligase activity
Source: RefSeq, a predicted model, not a curated record
CUUGGCUCCGACCCACUCUUCUUACGCCACUUGGUGCGUCGGUUCUGGAACCACACCUGCAGGAGAGAAAGAGCAGGGAGUAGGCCAGCUUGGCUCUCUCGGGCCCGGGCAGGUACUUGGUGCGCUCAAACGUCUUCUCCAGGAUGAAGAUCUGGUGCCCGCUAAAGACUUCCCCUCAGACGGCACAGCGAGACCCCAUUCAACCCACAGAGGCAGGACACUGAGGAGGAUGAAGGCACUGCCUGGUACAAAUGAGGCCCACUGGCCCCCCCACAGCUGUGGGCGUGGCUGCCUGGGGCCUCUGGCCUUCCACACGGUGGCCGUGGGGGCGCGGCUCUCCCUCAGCCAGGGGGCCCGACGGGCGGAGAGGGCCAAGGACACCUUCCAGCAGGGGCUGGCGUUCAGCUGCCGGCCGGUGCAGGUCGGGGAGAGGAUCCGUCUGCGUGUGGAGCGGAGUGACCAGCACUGGGAGGGGGCGCUGCGUCUGGGGUUCACCUCCGUCCUCCCCUCGUGCGCCUCUGUCCCCGCCAUGGCCUUACCCGGCCUCACCGCCACGCCCGGGUCCUGGGUGGCGCCCAUUCCGGCGGUGUAUGCCCAGCUGGGCAUGGAGGUGGAGUUCUGGGUGAAGGCCUGUGGGAGGGUCUUCAUUGAGGGCUCUGACCGCAAGCGCUACCUGCUGCUGGAGGGAGUGGACGUCAGGCAGGAAUUAUGGGCCGUGAUCGAUGUGUACGGGCAGACACGCGCUGUGCAGCUGCUAGGAUCAAAGAAGGGAAAGUUUUGGGUCCAAAGGUCUUGCCCCGUCCCGCCUCCUGCCCGUGUCUCUCCUGGGGACAGCUGCCUGUGUGUCUAUAAUGGACGGCGCUGUCAGCCUCGCCAUAGCUCCACCUCCCAGCAAGACCCGACAUCGCCCCCUGCAGGCUGGAACCAGCAGGAGGACUGCUCCGUCUGUUUGUCUGAGAAUGCUUCUGUGUUCCUGCCCUGUGGUCAUCGGUGCCUCUGUGAACCGUGUGCGGUUAGAGUGACCGCAGAGUUCACGACCUGCCCCCUGUGCCGCUGUCCAAUCGUGUGACUGAGCGGCUGACUGCAAAGAGGGUCGGGAGGAGGCGCAGGGAGAGGAAGAGCCACGCCCCUCCGAAUCGUUGGCCCUGAUGGGGUGAACCUGUCAUAAGCGACAUGCAGAUCCCGGUGUUGUGGUCCCACGAACAGACGCCAUGCCUACCAUGUAGGACAGGCACAGAUACGCUGCUAAGGGGUUUUGGGAUUGCACUUGACAACAGGGAUUUGACCAGGAAUGACCGGUGUCUGCUCAAAGCAGCAUAGUGGUGUAAAGUCAUGUUUAGAUGACGGAUGGUUGUAGGUUUGAAUCCUGUGUUUGGCACUACAGCUGCUCUUAAGAUGAACUGCUUCCAGGGAUAUCCAGCUAUUUAAACCCACACAAUCCUGUGUAAUCAUGCUGUGAUUGUGAAAUGAAUGAAUGCAAAUAUGCCUACCUAAACAUGCAAACCUAAAAUCCUCUGUGUUGAGGCAAGAUUGUAAACCGUUCACAUAUU